UCAUUUGUAGACAUAAACGGAAAGGUACAUUCACGCACACGGCGUUGGUGUUUGGUUGGAAAAAUAUCCGAGACGUUUGGAUAAUUUGACUUUAACGGGGAGGUCUGUUCUGUUUAUUCUAUUUCACAUGACUGUUGUCAAUGUUUACUGUUCUGAACUACCUUAUAUUUGUCUGGUGAUAACCUACAUAGGUUUAGCAGUGCUUGAUUUAGGCCAGAGCAGCCCUGUGCGCCUUAUCUGCAUUUUUGGGGGGAACCGAAUGCGGUCUCCUUUAUAAAACAAAGUGGCCUAUCACCGGACCGGAUUCACACAUGGCGGCAAAAAAACGUUGAUUAAGGCGGGAUCUGGCAUUGAAUAGAAAUGGAGGCGGUGCAUUCAUAUCCUGAUUCCGCGUUGUUCACGUUUAUUUGACAGUAUGAAUUCCGGUGUAUAUGUGCCAGUAGACUGUUCGAGUUUGAGAAUGCGCUAGCCUAAAUGCGCUUUUCCAAGUUGUCAAAUGAGGGCUCUUAUGGUCAUGAAAAUCAGGACCGGCUCUAGCCUUUUGGGGGACCUAAGCGAGCCCCCCCGCCCAACCAAGCGGGGAAUUGACGGCCCAGGAAAAGAAUGCAGUUUUAUUUAUUUUUAAAUCCCAAAUCAAGCACUGGUUAAUUGACAUUCCUUAUGCCCAAUAUGAUGUGCUAGGAUAUAACUUCCAUUCGCGCUGUUCACCAACGUUUAUGAAACGUUUCGAUAUUGAAUGCUGCUCUGCACGUCCUCUCUGACCAAAACUUCCGUCUUCAAGCAUUCGAUUCGUGCCAAACACAGACAUGCCUGCAAAAUAAACCGAUUGACUCUUUGAGGGCUCUCAACAAAGCCUCUCCUGUGAGUAUGUAUAUAUAUUAUAUUAUAAAGUAGAUUUUCGGAAAUCGAACAUCUAAAUGAUUAUGUAGUCAGCAAAUUGUAUACCAUCUAGUCAACAAAAAAAAACAUCAAGUGGGUGAUUUGAAAUCGCCAUAACUUCUUUAUCUGACGGCGGAUGCUAGCUACGUUAACGUUAGCGGGUAACGUUGGAGUGAAGUUAGGUCAAAUUUGUAGCAACAACAAAAAAAAACGAAAAGAAAACAACAAAACGGGAAAACAGCAAACAUUUAAGCUUGAAAGAAGGGGCGAAAGCCUAAACCCAAAAGGAUAGAGGAGGGCGGACUACCAACCAACCAAUCAACCGACCACACAAAAUACCAAAACACCAGUAUCCAAGAUGAAGCGAGCCGGCCGAGGAGGGGAUGAAUCUGGUACCGGUACCCACCGUCAGAACGGUGUGUCUGGGGGGAGAGGCGGCGCAAAGGGAGUGGUUGCAGAGCGGGGGGAUGCAGCAGCCGGUGGUGAUGAUGAUGAGGCCGGGUGCAGCCCAGCAGACAUGCAGGAUGAGGACAAUGAUCCAGCACGGAGGAGAGAGAUCAGGAGCAAGUACAGGGACCUCAUCAACUCUGUUCAACAGAACAGAGAGGACAUGUUGAGUCCCACCAACAACAAACUGACAGACGUGUUGGAGGAGGCCAACAAACUGUUUGCAGAAGUCCGUCAGGCCCGUGAAGCGGCUUUAGAUGCCCAGCUCCUGGUGCUGGCUACAGACCUGGGGAAGGAGAAGGCCAGCCAGCUACACGCAGAGGGUUCAGCCUUCGACCCCGCAGCCUUCGCUGAACACCUGCUGUCAUUCAUGGGUCUGAAUCGCCUGGAGGAGGAAGAUGAAGAUGUGGAGGGUGGAGCGAGCGGCGGCUACCUCCCCCAGGACGCCUGGCAGAGGGUAGCUAACAGAGCUCAGUGCUGCUUCAGGACUGCCCCCUCUUUCCACUAUAUGAUGGGAUCGUUCCUGGUUGAGCUACCUCCACCUCGCCAGAGGGUAGAGAGACAGAGGAAAGUUCCCGGCAAGGAAGCCAAGAGGAUCAUGCCCACUCAGUUGAAGAGGAUGGAGGAGUCUCACCAGGAAGCUACAGAGAAGGAGGUAGAGAGGAUUCUGGGAUACCUGCGGAGCUACUUCUUUGACGACCCCACAUCUCCCAUCUCCUACUAUGAGUUUGUCAUAGACCCCACCUCCUUCUCCCGCUCUGUGGAGAACAUCUUCCACACCUCCUUCCUGGUCAGGGAUGGUUUGGCGAAAAUGUACCUGGAUAAUCACAAACUUCCUUGUAUAGCCCCUGUGGAGGAAGGGGAGGUGGAGGCUGGAGGAGCGACUAACAGGCAGCAGUGUGUCAUCUCUAUCAGCCCCAAGAGCUGGAAGGAGUUAAUCGAGGCCUUUGAUAUCACCGAGCCACUGAUCCAGGUUCCCAGCACACAGCACACAGAAUGAUGCUGAUAUAACAGCGAUUUCCUUUUAAAACAUUAGAGCAUUUUAUCGACUUUAACUCUAGCUAUAAAUAUUAGUUUUCUAUUCAUAGGUCUUGUUCGCGGUUUUUUGUAUUAUUUGAUUAAAGGGAGUGAACCCAAA
This is a messenger RNA of Salvelinus namaycush (lake trout), 2464 nucleotides long. RefSeq names its product NSE4 homolog A, SMC5-SMC6 complex component (gene nsmce4a). Gene Ontology annotation, biological process: DNA repair. Bases 1238 to 2326 code for a protein of 362 amino acids. The record is from RefSeq and is a predicted model, not a curated record. NCBI's taxonomy places the organism in Eukaryota, Metazoa, Chordata, Actinopteri, Salmoniformes, Salmonidae. Gene Ontology annotation, cellular component: nucleus; Smc5-Smc6 complex. The transcript is spliced from 11 exons.